AUGGGUGCCGGGGCCAGCGCCGAAGAGAAGCACUCUCGCGAGCUGGAGAAGAAGCUCAAGGAGGACGCUGAGAAGGAUGCCAGGACCGUCAAGCUGCUGCUGCUGGGAGCAGGGGAGUCGGGGAAGAGCACCAUCGUCAAGCAGAUGAAGAUCAUCCACCAGGAUGGUUACUCACUGGAAGAAUGCCUGGAGUUCAUCGCAAUCAUCUACAGCAACACGCUCCAGUCCAUGCUGGCCAUCGUGCGGGCCAUGACCACCCUCAACAUCCAGUACGGGGACUCAGCUCGACAGGACGAUGCCCGCAAGCUGCUGCACCUCUCGGACACCAUUGAGGAGGGCACCAUGCCCAAGGAGAUGUCAGACAUCAUCGGGCGGCUCUGGAAGGACACGGGCAUCCAAUGGGGGGGUCUGGGGCUGCCAACCCGUGUCUCAAGCCUGCUGUGCCCGGCCAGCUACCUGUCAGACCUGGAGCGCCUGGUGACCCCUGGCUACGUCCCCACGGAGCAGGACGUGCUGCGCUCCCGUGUCAAGACCACCGGUAUCAUAGAGACCCAGUUCUCCUUCAAAGACCUCAACUUCAGGAUGUUCGACGUGGGUGGCCAGCGCUCGGAGCGGAAGAAGUGGAUUCACUGCUUCGAGGGGGUGACCUGCAUUAUCUUCAUCGCGGCCCUCAGCGCCUAUGACAUGGUCCUGGUGGAGGACGACGAAGUGAACCGCAUGCACGAGAGCCUGCACCUCUUCAACAGCAUCUGUAACCACCGCUACUUCGCCACCACCUCCAUCGUCCUCUUCCUCAACAAGAAAGACGUCUUCCUGGAGAAGAUCAAGAAGGCCCACCUCAGCAUCUGCUUCCCCGACUACGACGGGGCCCAGCCCCGAGCAAUGUCCCAGCUCCCUUCCUAG
Messenger RNA from Nipponia nippon (crested ibis), 903 nucleotides. NCBI's taxonomy places the organism in Eukaryota, Metazoa, Chordata, Aves, Pelecaniformes, Threskiornithidae. The record is from RefSeq and is a predicted model, not a curated record.